UUGAUCGAUGAAAAAGGUGAGCAUGAAAGUAACUCAUUGAGAGAUAUAUUUAGUGAAUUAAAUAACUAUCGUAAAUGUGCUUAAGGUGCUGACGUAUCGAUUUUGAAAAACAACGAUGAAUUCCUGGGCUUGUAUUUUUCCACAGAAGAUAUGCGACAUUCUUAUACUGCUUGGCCUGAAAUUGUAUUAAUUGAUGGCACGUAUGGCCUACUCGACUGUAAUUUAACUGUUAUGGUCAUGAUCGUCGAAGACUCCAAUUGUUCGUCUGAAAUUGCGGCCGUCGGAUUAUUAGCAGUCGAGGACGAAGCUACUGUGGAAUGGUUCAUAUCCACUUUUAAGGAGAAUAAUGGUUCUGUGUGCACCAAAACCCGUUGCUUUAUGAGCGAUAAGGACCACACAGGACGUAAAGUCAUAAAAAAAAUCUUCUAUGACUCCGAGAAAGGUACAAGUCCACCGGUGUAUAUUUGUUUAUUCCACACCUUGCAAACCUUUCGACGAAACAUUACAAAUAUUUCAAAAGAAGAAAUGGUGAAAAUUUUAACAUUUGUACAGAGACUAGCGUAUAGUGAAUCGAAAGAAGAGUACGAUAAAGUAUAUAAAGAAUUUAGGAAGGAGGUUCCAAGCGAUGUACUUGAUUAUUACAAUGACAACUGGCAUGGCAUUAUAGAGGAAUGGGUGGUGUUUAGUAUGGUCGAAGGGAAUUUAAUGAAUCGGACUAACAACAGAGUGGAAUCAAUAAAUCAAAAAUUGAAACAAGUAAUUCAGAAACGAAGCAGCUUGUUGGAGUUUUUGCGAUCAUUUUUUGUAUAUUGUGAUUCACAUACUAAUGAAAUUGAUUCAAAAGCCGCUAAGAUGUUCAUGAAAUCUAAGGUUUAUAUCAAGAGAGGGAGUAUCCUUGAGAAAUAUUCAAAUUUUUUAACAGAUGGGGCUUUUGAGCAUAUAUCGGAUGAAAUAAAACGCCAUGAAUAUGUGAACAUCACACAUGUGUGCGAAGAUGGAUGUUUGAUAGAGAGGAGAGGCACAACUUUGCAAGUGACAAAAGACUUUUGCUCUUGUACAACUUCAGCGUCCUCCCUUCUCCCCUGCCGCCAUUUGUUUGCGGUGAGAAAAUCACUUGAUUUGUCACUCUAUGAAGAACGACUCUGUAAUAUGCGAUGGACUAAAGAAUAUUACAAGCGGACGCAACGUAUAUUCCGCGUAAAGACAGCUGGUGAGAUUGGAGAGCGUUUGCCUCUUAUAUGCGACAUGGGAUUUCCCAAUCUCCGAUUUUGAUGAAAAGAUCACCAUACUCCAAAUAAUUGAGAAGUCAUGGAGAAAAAACUUCAAAGUUAC
Rhagoletis pomonella (apple maggot) is the source of this 1332-nucleotide messenger RNA. Its product is annotated as protein FAR-RED IMPAIRED RESPONSE 1-like. The coding region runs from base 151 to 1272 and encodes 373 amino acids. Gene Ontology annotation, molecular function: zinc ion binding. The transcript has 2 exons. The record is from RefSeq and is a predicted model, not a curated record. Lineage: Eukaryota; Metazoa; Arthropoda; Insecta; Diptera; Tephritidae.